Messenger RNA from Vicia faba (fava bean), 1035 nucleotides. The record is from the annotation of a GenBank genome assembly. NCBI's taxonomy places the organism in Eukaryota, Viridiplantae, Streptophyta, Magnoliopsida, Fabales, Fabaceae.
AUGAUGUGGCUGUUGACUCGAUUGUGGCAUAGAAAUAAGUUGCACGUCCAAACAACAAGACUGGAGACACCUCCUUGUCAAUCGUCUCUGAGCUUUCCGAUCUCCGCCGCUCUCAAUCCGUGUCACUCCCGUUCUGGUAGUGGUGUUUGUGGAUACAAUAACUUCUGCACUUUGGGACAGGAUAAGAGACCAACGUGUCAGUGUCCAAAAAGUUACUCUCUAGUUAAUCCUGAUGAUCCAUAUGGUAGCUGCAAGCCAGAUUUUAUACAAGGAUGUGAAGAAGAUGAACUGAGUAAAAGAAAGGAUCUCUAUGACUUUGAGGUUUUGAUUAACACUGAUUGGCCUUUCUCAGAUUUUGUGCUUCAAAGGCCUUUUACUGAAGAACUGUGUAAAGAAGCUUGUAUGGGAGAUUGCAUGUGUUCUGUGGCUAUUUUCAGGUUAGGUGAUAGUUGUUGGAUGAAGAAGUUACCACUCUCAAAUGGGAAAGUUGAUCCAACACUUAAUGGUGCUAAGGCUUUCUUGAAAGUGAGAAAAGAUAAUACCUCCCUCCAGUCCUUUGAUUUUCCUCCAUUUCCAAUCAUUGCGAACAAGAAUAAUAAUAGGGAAACGUUGGUUUUGGUUGUUUCUGUGCUUUUUGGUAGCUCUGCUAUUCUCAAUGCUGUAUUGCUUGUAGCAAUAUGUUUCAGCACCUCCAUGAUUAUUCAGUACAAGAAGAAGCUUAGAAGAGUUAGCAGAAGUGAAACUAGUGUUGAAACCAAUUUGCGUUGCUUCACUUACGAAGAGCUUGAAGAAGCUACUAAUGGAUUUGACAAAGAGCUAGGAAGGGGAGCUUUUGGUAUAGUUUAUAAAGGAGUCGUCAACAACAACACAUGUUUCGAAACUCGUGUGGCUGUGAAAAAGUUGAACAAUUUUUUGUUGGAUCAAGCUCAUAGAGAAUUCAGGAAUGAACUGAAUGUCAUUGGUCUCACUCAUCAUAAGAACUUAGUUCGUUUACUUGGAUUUUGUGAGGGUGGAAGUGAAAGAUUGCUUGUUUAG